Molecule: messenger RNA, 2406 nt
Organism: Parnassius mnemosyne (clouded apollo)
Lineage: Eukaryota; Metazoa; Arthropoda; Insecta; Lepidoptera; Papilionidae
Source: the annotation of a GenBank genome assembly
AUGUUGCUUAUGGGUGUCGUGGCGGUGUUGUGCGCGUCACACGUAGCAACUGCGGAGUGGCGUUGCCCUGAGCUAAGUGCACGCCCCGCUGCUGAAUGCUCCUGUGACCUGCCGCACACACUGCGAUGCGCUGGUGACCAUACCGCUCUGCAGAUUAUUGGCAGACAUCUUCGAGAACAAAAAGCAAGAAAUAAGAACACCGCAGUGUCACUGCUCGAUUGUGCUUUACGGGGAGUAUCAGCGUUACCAUCUGCAUCUAUUUCUGAACUAGCCGGUGUGGGCCUCCACGGAUUGGUGAUAUCUUCCGGAGACAUUCGAAGAGUCCAGCAGGGAGCUUUCAAUUCCAUUGCGGCUACUUUAUUAGCAUUAGGAUUACCAAACAAUCAGUUGCCAUCGGUGCCGACAGAGGCAUUAAAUCACCUGAUGCUUUUGGACCGUUUGGAUUUAUCUAAUAACAAAAUUCACACCCUAGACUCGAAUUCGUUUAAGGGUAUCAAAAAUCUCACUUAUCUAGAUAUAAGUGAUAAUCAACUGACUGUAAUAUCACCGGAUACAUUCAUACCGUUGUCAAAACUUACUGUACUUAGAUUGAGAGGAAAUCUUCUGAAAGUUCCCGCUUUAGCUUCGUUAAAGGAUGCCCAUUAUUUACGAGAACUGGAUCUUUCGAGCAAUGCUCUGGAGGGUCCGUUGGGGCCUACAACGAUACCACCGCUAAGUUUUCUGAAUAUACUCCAUCUUUCAGACAAUACAUUUGCUAGUAUACGUCGAGGAGCAUUAGCAGGUCUUACAAACUUGACACACUUGAAUCUGCAUAACAACCAAGUGGAUGUACUGGAGGACUAUGCGUUCAGACACCUCACUAAUUUGACACAUUUGGACUUGUCACAUAACGAGAUAGUGGCGGUGUCGGGCGCUUCUCUAGCUCAGCUUACAAAUUUGAUCCAUUUGGACUUAUCGCACAACUUUUUACGAUCACUCUCUGCAGAACCAUUAAAGACUCUAGGACGUCUUACUGAUUUACUUCUUCAUGACAACGACAUAUCUAUGAUUGAUGACGGAGCGUUGGCGCAGCACAAGGACCUGAGUCGGUUUACAAUAGAAGAUAAUCCACUCAAUUGCGACUGUUUAAUGGCUGGUUUUGCAAGGUGGUUGAGGGAAGCAAAAAACCUGUCUCAGUCUGAUAAAUCUGCCGCAGUCUGCGCCACGCCACCCCAUUUAGAAGGAGCACUCCUAUCUAGAUUAUCGAAAAACAAACUUUGCGAUGAUUUUGAACAUAUAGAAAUAAAACACAAACAAGAAAUAAAUUACGAUUACAAUAAAAUAUUCGAUGACGAUACUGACGCGACUCAUGAUAAGCUUAGUAUUGAUGAUCCGGUAGUUGAUGAUGAUUUAUAUAUCGAUAAACCUGAAGGCUUAGAUGAUGAUAUUUAUGAUGAGGAAUUGGAAGUACCAGCGGAAGAAGAUUUACCGAUAUCUAAGACAAAAGUACGACUUGAAGAUGCUUGGUAUGACAAAGAGGAAGUGCAUCUAUCAUGGUCUCUCGAUCCUCCAUCGUUACGGCGAUUUCGUUGUACUGGAGUCACAGCUUCGAGAGGUGGAAGUUUGCCUAAACACGUUGCUUGUCAUAGAGCCCCGCCUGCGAAUAUUGUGUUACAAGGAUUAAAGAUUGACCCCACCGAGUAUUAUACAUUCUGCGUCGCUUUGGAAGAAAUGGAUAAUAAAGAUGUGCCGAUGGCUCUCGUGCUUGGAUGUGGUGCGCCGCAACCUGUAAGGCAAAGGGCUGAGUACAUAACUGUAUCGGGCGUCCCCGCUACUACUCCACCAGCAAGGCCUAUGUUCAGAGUUUCAGAAGUUCGCUCCAACGUGACCGGUGAUGGGGUCCUAACUGUACUUAUAUCAGUAAUGGGUAUACCCGCGACCCGUUCUCCGUACGUCUUACCACGAUCUCAGAGACUAUCGGCGCCUGACAACAAAUAUCUUGCCAUAUACAAUUGUUAUGUAGUCUUGGCCGUCCUCUCCAAGGGGUCUUUAGUAGCUCAGAAAGAUACGCCGUGCCGAUCUACUUUAGAAAUAUCCAUGGAUGGUUUUGUGAGAGGGCCAUACGAAGUCUGCGCCAAGAUUUCUAAGUACAAAACUGAUGAAACACUACCAAUAUGUGUUGUUCCUCAACUGCAGGAACCGCUUGGCUCCAUGGAAAUGAAAUCUGGUAUGAAGGGAUUGAAUUCAGCUUUAGUGGGUGUAGCUCUUGGCUUGAUGAUUAUUGUAAUUGGUCUUGUUUGGUUUGUAAGAAAGAUGUUAAAAAAACCAACGGAAUAUAACACACAUCGAUGCUUUAGACCGGAGGCUGCACCAGAAGAAAGCGUUAGAGCCAGCUAUGUAAUGCUAACAGCUACUUCUAAGGUUUAG